AACCAACCCACCACAUCCUCAUCCACGCCAAUAAAAUCCCACGCGCCAUGGCCGACGCCGACCUCGAAGACCUGCGCCGCGCGCGCCUACAGCAACUACAGCAGCAAGGCGGUGGCGGCGGCGGUGGUGGAGGAGGAGACAGCUCAGAGCAAGACGGAAAGCAACAACGCGAAGCCGAUCAACGCACGCACAUCCUCUCGCAGAUCCUGCUCCCCGACGCCGCCGACCGCCUGGGCCGCAUCCGGCUCGUGAAGGAGUCGCGCGCAACCGACAUCGAGAACCGACUCAUUGCGCUCGCGCGCUCGGGCCAGAUCCGGCAGAAGGUUACCGAGGAGCAGUUGAAGGAUAUUCUGGGCGCCGUGGCCGAGAAGGAAGAGGAGAGCAAGGGGCGGAUUGUGGUGAAUCGGCGGGGGGGAGGGGGCUGGGACGAUGAUGACGAGUUGGAGGAACUUAUGAAGGAUGUUUGAUGGGUGGGCUUGGGACGGGGAUGAAGGCAGGAGGUGGCAUGCAUUGGUAGGCGUUUUCUUUUUUCUUUCGAGUGAGCGAGUUGUAACUUGUAGGUCUCGAGAAAGACUCGUUUCGAACGUGUGGAAUUCUAAACAGACUGAAU
Messenger RNA from Dothidotthia symphoricarpi CBS 119687, 610 nucleotides. RefSeq names its product DNA-binding TFAR19-related protein. The coding region runs from base 48 to 467 and encodes 139 amino acids. Gene Ontology annotation, cellular component: cytosol; nucleus. The record is from RefSeq and is a predicted model, not a curated record. The transcript has 3 exons. Gene Ontology annotation, molecular function: DNA binding. NCBI's taxonomy places the organism in Eukaryota, Fungi, Ascomycota, Dothideomycetes, Pleosporales, Dothidotthiaceae.